Messenger RNA from Brienomyrus brachyistius, 1982 nucleotides. Its product is annotated as transmembrane protein 272-like. The coding region runs from base 778 to 1308 and encodes 176 amino acids. The record is from RefSeq and is a predicted model, not a curated record. The transcript has 5 exons. NCBI's taxonomy places the organism in Eukaryota, Metazoa, Chordata, Actinopteri, Osteoglossiformes, Mormyridae.
UGUUCCCAAAUGUAUUUGGUUUUCCUUUGAUAUAGCUGUGGGGUCGUGACAUCACUACAGUGCUUGUACAUACUGUGUGAAUCACAUCGCCGUCAAAAGUACUUCACUCUCAUCAGUAUAGAAGCGGCAGCACAAGCAGUGCGAAAGACCACGACUGCAGGGAGAAGAGUAGAAAAAAUGAAUGGGGAAGCACUGCAAGUUCUGCAAGAUCCAUCACAUGACACGCCACAGAAAUUAAUUACUAAAUAGUCAGCCGACUGCUUGAAAGGCCACGCACGACGAACAGUAAUGUGGAAUUACCUGCCUGUAAGUUUAUCGCCAGUAAUCCCAAGUACGCAAGCGUUCGCACCAUUAGUACAUCACAAACUAUCAAGCCUUUGGAUCCCGUAGAUCGAUCCUAAUCCGCGGGGCAGGCUUUCGGCUGUGUUUACCCAGGGUCUGCUUUUUAACCCCGCACUUUACGUCAGUGCUGCUUGCCCACGCCCCAUAGGCCCGGGGCGCUCAAGAGGAGCGGGUCUGCUCUGUUUUUACUUUCAAAAGCUGGAUUCCGUUGUAACCCAUUCAUCGCUAAAACUUAUCUUGCAAAACAGUCUUUAAAAAUAGGAGUGCCGGGGUUGAUUUGUCAGCAGCUCCGUGGAGGAAGAGGAAGCGCGAUUUUCGGACCCUGCCUCAGUCGCCCGCUGCGACGCUUCAUCCUGCCGCGCAUUACCUUCAGUUUCGCUUUCUUUCCAAACAAGGAUCAUUUUCACCCCACUUGGCCACUGACAGUAAGUAAAGAUGGAAAACCGCAACUUGCUCCGCAACCUCCCCCAGGCCCCGAAGCCCUCCCUGCCUGUACUAGUGCUGUCCAAGUUCUUCAUGAUCGUCCUGCCCGUCGCGCAGAUCGCCAUAGGUGCGGUGUACAUGAAGGAAUGUCCGGCACAGCGCUACAUUCCCAUCUACCUGGUGGUGACGGGCUCCUUCAGCCUGGUCCUCGCCGUGCUCUCCUGCCUGCCCUGUGCCCAGGAGUCUGACGAGGGCGAUCAAGGUCCUCUCUCCAGGCUCUGCACCACCUGGAACUCCCUGGUCUCCCUCUUCCUCUUCUGCUGGUUCAUCACCGGUAAUGUGUGGAUAUACUCCAUUUAUGCCCCCAACUAUGACUCGGCGGCCGGCGACUCCUACUGCAACAAGACGCUGUACCUCUUCGCCUUCUGGACGACCACGCUGUGCUACAUUCUGCUGGGACUCAUGUUGGUCGGAGGCUGCUGCAUGCUGCUCUGCAUGUGUCUGCUGGGCAAGAGCGUCCAAGAGGGGGCCGACGAGGCCUGAAGAAGUCCCGCCUCCCACCGACAGCCCCCUGACCGCUGGGAGAGUCAGAACUGGAGUAACCAUGUAGCGCCUUAUACCGUCUGUUCUAUCUUUUGAUUGUCUCACACCGUAUAGAAAAGAUUUUUUUCCUCUCCCAUCCAUCCACCCACCCCCCCCUUUCCUCUCUCCUCCUCCCCCUCUCGCUUCCCUGUCCUAACCCUCAUUUUCAGCACCCCCCCCCAUCAAAAUUAGCAGAACUUCACAUACCCCUGUAAUUCCAGCUGCCUCACUCUGUACUCCGUACAGAGCUUGAUUCCUCACUGUUCACAUACAUGUAAUCUAUUUUGCUGAAAGGAAAUGUUAUAUGGUGUGAAAUCCAUGCGUAUUUAAGGGUAGAAAAUUCGCAGGUCGUAUCAGAUCAGCGUUCCAGAGCUGUUGUCGGUGCCUAGAUAGAUGCCAAAGAGGACAGGAUGCGCUCAGGCUUUACACACACUGAGUGUGUGAGCGAGAGCUCCACAGUUUGCAUGUUUUGCACUGAGAUAUUAUGCCCUGUAUACGCUGCACUGGUGUGUAUCUGAUCUAAUGUAGUACUGGUCCGAUGUGGGAUCCUUAAUCAGGGGAUCCUGCACUGUCGAGGGCCAGUUUCACUGCGAUAAUUAUACUGCUAUGGAAUAAACGUGCAUUAUCACCAACAA